AUGGUGUUAACCAAACCAAGUGAUGCACCAACGGAAACACCUAAAAACAGAGAUCCUGGAUUUCAGCAAGGAGUUGCUGUUGAUUUAGAUGUAAACCAAAGUACUGUAUCCAGAACCCUGAUUACUGUAUCUGAAGCAAUUUGUUCCAAGAGAAAUAACUGGAUAACAUUUCCUAAUACUAACGAUUUACUUGGAGUUGCUAUCAAUGAGUGGGCAAGUACCAAGCGAAUGCCCAGUGUCAUAGGUGCUAUUGAUUGCACUCACGGUAAAAUAACAAAGCCACGAAUUCAUGGUGAUGAAUAUGUGAAUAUAAAAGGGAUAUGUUCAAUAAAAAAUGUACAAGCUACUUGUAACGCCAAAGAAAUCUUUACCAGUGUCGAUGCGACUUGGCCAGGCUCCGUCCACGUUAGUCGAAUUUGGCGAAACUCCCUGGUGCAUCGAAUUAUGUAUAAUAAUGUGCAAGGAGCAGCCUUGUUAGGUGAUGAAGGAUACGGUACUGCACCGUGGUUGUUGACACCAUUUAAAAAUCCAACCACACCUAUUCAAGAAAAUUAUAAUUUAAUCCAUGCGAAGGAACGUUGUGUCAUAGAACGCUGCUUUGGUCAGUUGAAACGGCGUUUUCCAAUGCUCCAGUAUACAUUUCGCCUAAAAAUUGAAAACAUUCCAAAACAUAUUGUGAGUGCAUUUGUACUUCAUAACAUAUCUAAACAUUUGCAAGAUCCAUACCAUGAUUUUGAUCCAGUUCAGAUGGAAGUACAAGAUGCGAUUGAACUGAUACCUGAGGGUAAUCAACCACAAAUUCGUAAUCGAGGCACACAACGUAGAAACGACGUUGCGCUGGCUAUAUUUCGUGAUGUCAACUAA
This is a messenger RNA of Acanthoscelides obtectus, 864 nucleotides long. NCBI's taxonomy places the organism in Eukaryota, Metazoa, Arthropoda, Insecta, Coleoptera, Chrysomelidae. The record is from the annotation of a GenBank genome assembly.